AUGGGUCGAUAUAUGGGCCUCAGGGGCAAUGCCCUCCUACGCGCUGCCGUCAUGCUGGUGGUGUGCCCGACAUUCACCUGCUAUGGUUACAACAUGAGUGUGGCUGGUGGUCUUCUAACCCUCGAGUCAUUCAAUACCCAAUUCCCCCGAAUGCAGACUAUCAAUGUGCCGGAUGAUGUGAAGGCGGCCAAUUCGCUGAUCCAAGGUACCGUCAUCGCUCUCUAUACCGUCGGAGGUAUCUUCGGUGCGCUAUCAUGUGUCUAUCUGGGAGAUCUAUGGGGCCGACGCAAGGUGAUCUUCAUCACCAACUUCGUGACUAUCAUCGGCGCAAUCCUCAUGGCAUCUUCGUUCCAAUUCGCUCAAUUCAUCGUCGCGAGACUGGUGCUCGGUCUAGGAAUUGGUGGAUAUGUAGCCACCGUCCCUGUGUGGCAAUCGGAGAUCUCGCCCGCUCAUAAGAGAGGUUCGAACGUCGUGACAGAUGGUAUCUUCGUGGGUCUGGGUGUGACGGUGGCCCUGUGGAUCGAUCUCGGCUUCUACUUCGUCAAAGACAACUCCGUCUCCUGGCGUUUCCCUCUCAUCUUCCAAGUCGUCAUGUCCAUCACCGCCAUGAUCUUCAUCACCAUGCUUCCCGAAUCCCCCCGCUGGCUGAUCAAGACCGGACAAGUCGAGAAGGGUCGUGAAGUGCUCUCCGCUCUCCUCGACGAAGACGAGCACUCCGCCGCCGUCAACGAAAGCGUCACCAACAUUGAAGCAUCUCUCGCAUACUGUGGCUCCGGAAAGUGGACCGACAUGUUCAAGAACGGCCCCAACCGCAUCUUCCAUCGCGCCUACCUCGCCGCCACUGGCCAGAUGUUCCAACAGAUGUGCGGUGUCAACCUGAUCACCUACUACGCCACCACCAUCUUCGAACAAUACCUCAAAAUGACGGCCGUGCAGUCUCGCAUCCUCGCCGCUGCAAUGGGUCUCAUGCAGCCAUUCGGUGGCUACCUAGCCUACUACACCAUCGACCGACUGGGUCGUCGACCCCUCAUGCUCUGGAGCGCAGGCGCCAUGGCAAUCUGCAUGGCCGGUCUGGCUGGCUGCACCGAUCCCAUUGCCGCAGACAACACGGGCGCCCUUGCAAUGGCCGUGGUCUUCCUCUACUGCUUCCAGUUCAUCUUCACAGUCGGCUACUCCGGUCUGACAUUCCUAUACGCGGCCGAGAUGGCACCUCUGCAGGUCCGCGCGGCCGUCAGCGCCGUCUCCACCGCUACCGUGUGGGCGUUCAAUUUCCUGCUUGCGGAGAUCACGCCGGUCGGAUUCGACACAAUUGGCAGUCGCUACUAUAUCAUUUUCGCUGUGAUCAAUGCCGCCAUUGUCCCCAGCGUGUAUUUCUUCUUCCCUGAGACUAAGGGUCGAUCACUGGAGGAGAUUGAUGAGAUCUUUGCACAGUCGAAGAACAUCUUCGAUCCCCCGAGAGUGGCCCGCGCUAUGCAGAGCCGGGUCGUGCAUAUUGGUGAGACGAACUCUGAUGCUGAGAAUACGGGGUCUAAUGAUGAUGUUAUUAAGGAGGAGGUCAAGGCUUGA
Penicillium olsonii is the source of this 1566-nucleotide messenger RNA. NCBI's taxonomy places the organism in Eukaryota, Fungi, Ascomycota, Eurotiomycetes, Eurotiales, Aspergillaceae. The record is from the annotation of a GenBank genome assembly.